CCAAAGUGAUCAUUUGGAAAAGAGAUAGCCACAUCUUGAAGCCUAUAUAAAGAAUAGAAGCUGGACGGGGCAGCUUUACACACUUCAGCACCAUCUUCCUUCAGGCAGAAUGAAAAUCCUUGUGGCAUUUCUGGUGGUGCUGACCAUCUUUGGGAUACAGUCUCAUGGAUAUGAGGUUUAUAACAUCAUCAGCCCGAACAACAAUGGUGGCAAUCUUCAAGAGACAGUGACAAUUGACAAUGAAAAAAAUAUCGCCAUUGUUAACAUCCAUGCAGGAUCAUGCUCAUCUACCACAAUUUUUGACUAUAAACAUGGCUACAUUGCAUCCAGGGUGCUCUCCCGAAGAGCCUGCUUCAUCCUGAAGAUGGACCAUCAGAACACCCCUCCUCUGAACAAUCUCCAACGGUACAUCUACGAGAGACAGGCUCUGAACAACAUGUUCUCCAACAAAUACACCUGGGUCAAGUACAACCCUCUGGAGUCUCUGAUCACAGAUGUGGAUUGGUUCCUGUUUGGGUCACCCAUUGAGAAACUCUGCAAACAUAUCCCCUUGUAUAAGGGUGAAGUGGUUGAAAAAACACAUAAUGUUGGUGCUGGAGGUUGUGCAAAGGCUGGGCUCCUGGGCAUCUUGGGAAUUUCAAUCUGUGCAGAUUUUCGUGUUUAGGAUAAUCAGCCCUCUUGUUUUAUCUUUUCAAAGAAAUACAUCCUUGGUUUACACUCAAAAGUCAACUAAAUUCUUUCCCAAUGCCCCAACUUAUUUUGAAAUUCAGUCGGAAAACAUAAAUGUUGUAUUUACAGA
Messenger RNA from Cebus imitator (Panamanian white-faced capuchin), 799 nucleotides. It is a transcript of the gene GKN2, whose product is annotated as gastrokine 2. The record is from RefSeq and is a predicted model, not a curated record. Gene Ontology annotation, biological process: regulation of cell population proliferation. Bases 110 to 664 code for a protein of 184 amino acids. Lineage: Eukaryota; Metazoa; Chordata; Mammalia; Primates; Cebidae. The transcript has 6 exons.